This is a messenger RNA of Lachancea fermentati, 441 nucleotides long. NCBI's taxonomy places the organism in Eukaryota, Fungi, Ascomycota, Saccharomycetes, Saccharomycetales, Saccharomycetaceae. The record is from the annotation of a GenBank genome assembly.
AUGGCUGAGCAAGUGAUAAGUGAUCUUCCGGAGGAAGUUUUGGCAGCUAUCAACCCAGGUCCAGUUUCUAUCCCGGGUAUUGAGCCUGGUGAAGAAGAAGAAGAGGAGUCUCCUUUGGAGCUGGUCAACUCAUCUUCGAGAGCCAACUCAUAUGCGUCUUCGUCCUCAAACACCGUAUCAACUGUGGGUGGCAUCUCCUUCAGCAAAAUUCUGUACUUCACAGGCACAUGCUCAAUAAAUUUAAUUCUACCCUUCGUCAAUGGACUAAUGCUCGGGUUCGGCGAGUUGAUCGCGCACGAAAUUAGCUGGAAAUUCAAUUGGUUCGGGAAAAGUAACAAAGGGUACAAGAUAUAUCCCGAAUCUCGGAAGCUGGCUGCCCUUAAGGAGCAGCAGAUAGCCGACCAAGAAGCAGUUGAAAAGAAGAGUGAUGGUUUCUUGUGA